Pleuronectes platessa (European plaice) is the source of this 1332-nucleotide messenger RNA. RefSeq names its product lysosome-associated membrane glycoprotein 3 (gene lamp3). Bases 154 to 876 code for a protein of 240 amino acids. Lineage: Eukaryota; Metazoa; Chordata; Actinopteri; Pleuronectiformes; Pleuronectidae. Gene Ontology annotation, cellular component: membrane. The record is from RefSeq and is a predicted model, not a curated record. The transcript is spliced from 7 exons.
CACUUUGACAUCAGAGGUGUCAUGUCUGCUGUCACACUUCACUUCCUCUGCUCCGUCCUCUUAGUGUCAAACCGUUUCACACUGAGCCACUAACGAGCGACCUCCUCAUCUGGUCUCAUCGCUCUCAGGCUUCUCUCCUCCUCUGCAGCCACGAUGCUGAGGGGUCUCUCAGCCCGAUGGGGUCUUUUCCUCCUGGCUGCUCUGAUUCCUGGCGUCCAGCUCCAGAGCAGCGACAGCUCUGUCUCGCCGGCCCCCGGCUCUGAGGGAAAUAACUUCCAUCCGGUCCUGCAGCCCACUGAGGCCACUCCUCCAUUAGGGAAAUACAUGCUGAAAGGUCUGGAUGGGAAAACAUGUAUCAGAGCCACAAUGGGAGUCGAGUUCAUCGUCAUCGAGAAGAAGACCUGGUACUUCAGCCUGGACCCGACCAGGGUCCGGACGACCGGCUACUGUGAUAAAGAAGCUGCUGUUCUCUCUCUCACGCUGCCAGGAAACGCUGCCAGUCUGCAGCUCACCUUCAAAAAGGAAAAUAAAGUUUUCUACAUCACCAAGCUGACGUCUCACCUGUCUCCUCUGCCUGUUUGCCCAAAAUGUGCAAAUAAGACGUUCUCUGGCAUUAUGGACCACGACAAGUUGUUCAAAUCCGAGAACGGUCGCAGCUUCAACUGCGAAUCUGAGAGUUUGCUGCUGAUGUCGUCCGAGCUGAGGAUCAAACUGGUCCCGCUGCAGUUUCAGGCCUUCACUCUGCUCAACGGACGCUAUGGAAAAGAGGUGGAGUGCUGGGCUGACUUCAACAAGCGAGUGAUUCCCAUCAUCAUCGGGGCCACAGUGGUGGGCCUCCUCCUCAUCGCUGCGCUGACCUUCCUCUUCAUCAAAUAACUCUGAGAGACUCACCCCGUCUCAAAGAAUGUUUAACACACAGUUUUUGUCACAAAAGGUUUUCAAAGUCGUCUCCUGAACCUGCGCCUGAAUUUGUUAAAUGUAUUUAUUUGACUACUAAUUUUAAGCUUGGAAAAUAAAUACAUUUCAUUUUCUCUUUGUAACUGGUGUGAACCUGAAUUUCAGUUUGUUUUAAAUUUCUCUUUAACUUCUGUGAUGACUUUAGUUCACUGCUGUUUGUUUACAUUUUCUGAUUUGCUGUAUUUUGAAAAGUUAUUUCAAUAAAAACAGAGACUGAAAAGUAGUUAUCCCCUCAGAUGAAUGCAUACCAGGUGCCUGCUGGUCCUGGAUCUGUUUACCUACUGCACAAAACUGUGAAAUUAAUAGUGUCCGUUUUACAUUUGCUCUGGUUUGCCAAGUCUCUCUUCUUGUCAAUAAAAUACAAUAAAUGGUUAA